UUUACUGGAGAAAAAAAGAUAACAGGAUAAGGAAAUUUCUCCACAACAAAAAAACAACAAAAGAAGAAGUUCAGUUCAGCCAAAGCCCGAUAAGAGGAAGCAGAGAUAUCUAUGUAGAAAGAGUGAGAGAAAGAGAAUGGCUCUAAAAACUACAGCAACACUCUCUUUGAUGACCCCAGUUCCUUACUCUCCCUCUCAUCCUUUCUCCUCCAACUUCUGCUUCAGUAUCAGCACUACUACUUCCAGUGUCAACACUUUAACACCACCAAGAACAAGAAAAGCAAUACAAUUUAGAAACACAACAGUAACAAGGCAACAAAGAAGAAGCAAUGGAGGUGCUGGUGGUAUGAUGAUAUCAGCAGCCCAUCCACCCCCACUGGAUCUAACUGAAGAUAAUGUACGAGAGGUCCUGGCUGAUGCACGAAUUCAUUUUGCACAGAUCUUCGAUACUUCCAUUGGCAUGACAGGAGUGGCAGAGCUCUCUGAAGUAGAUGGCCCUUACGUGAAGAUCAGUCUCAGGGGCCGAUUCUGGCACGAGCGCUCCCUGGUUUUGGCCAGGCUUGGCAAUUAUCUCAAGCAGAGGAUUCCUGAAAUCUUGGAGGUGGAUAUUGAAGACGAGAAGCAAUUGGAUGACAGCCCUGAAAACUUUUAAAAGAAUUUGAGGUAUCUGUUUGGCUGUUCCUUCCAUACACUAUGUAAGCUGUCUGGAAUCAACCAUUUUACAAAAUUCAUGAAACAAACUCUCCUGCUGCACUCUUCUUGCACAAUUGGAGGAGAACCUCAGUGAAGUGAGUUUUUUUCAGUUUUGAUCAGGAAUUGGUUUGAUUCCAACUAUUAGUAAUUUUAUAGCGAAGAGAAGAAAUGAUGUUAUCAAAAUUAUCGUGUCUUAGGGAUUAUAUAUGUAGAAACUAGACGGAGAAUCACCUUUAUCCUGUAUAAAACUAAUAUUCUACUGUUUUCUGCUUGCUCAACGAGCUACUGUAAGUCAAGAUUUUCGGUUCUUUAUCACGACUAUGAGAUAUGAAAUAAACUCGCAACACA
Messenger RNA from Papaver somniferum (opium poppy), 1041 nucleotides. RefSeq lists its product as uncharacterized. The record is from RefSeq and is a predicted model, not a curated record. The transcript is spliced from 4 exons. Bases 137 to 652 code for a protein of 171 amino acids. Lineage: Eukaryota; Viridiplantae; Streptophyta; Magnoliopsida; Ranunculales; Papaveraceae.